AUGCUCAACCAUAGCACCGUGACCGACUUCCUUCUCUUGGGUUUCUCUGAUGUCCGGGAAUUGCAGAUUCUGCACUUUGUGAUGUUCCUGGUGAUUUACGUGGCUGCCCUGAUGGGGAACCUUCUCAUCAUCUCAGCCAUCGUCCUCGAUCAUCGUCUUCACAGCCCCAUGUACUUCUUCCUGUUGAACUUGUCCAUCCUGGACCUCGGCGCCAUCUCUGUCAUCAUCCCCAAAUCCAUGGCCAACUCCAUCAUGGACACCACGGUGAUCUCCUAUCCUGCGUGUGUCACCCAAGUCUUUCUCUUUGUAUUCUUCUUUGGAACUGAUCUGUCCGUUCUCACCGUGAUGGCCUAUGACCGGUACAUCGCCAUCUGCCAACCGUUGCACUAUGAGCAAGUGAUGACCAGGAGAGCUUGUGUCAAGAUGGCCACCAGCGCCUGGAUGGCUGGAAUUAUCUACUCUUCCCUGCACACCGGGAAUACCUUCCGGUUACCCCUCUGCCAGUCCAACAACAUUGACCAGUUCUUCUGUGAAAUCCCCCAGCUCCUCAAGCUGGCUUGCUCCGACUCCUACCGCAGUGAAAUUGGGGUGAUUGCUGCGAGUGCCGUUUUAUCCACCACCUGCUUUCUUUUUAUCAUCAUAACGUACGUUCAGAUCUUCAACACGGUGCUCAGAAUCCCCUCGGAGCAGGGCCGGCACAAGGCCUUCUCCACCUGCCUCCCUCACCUCGCUGUCAUCUUCUUGUUGCUUUGCCCUGCCAUAAUUGGCUACCUGAAACCCAACACGAGCUCAGCGUCAAAUCUGGAUCUGGUGGUGGGUGUCCUCUACGCCGUGGUGCCUCCCCUGAUGAACCCGGUCAUCUACAGCAUGAGGAACAAGGAGAUCAAAGCAGGACUGAAGAAACUGCUAGGCCGGAGGUGA
Molecule: messenger RNA, 921 nt
Organism: Pelodiscus sinensis (Chinese soft-shelled turtle)
Lineage: Eukaryota; Metazoa; Chordata; Testudines; Trionychidae
Source: RefSeq, a predicted model, not a curated record